GCACGUUCGGCAGCCACGGCGAGCUCGCGCGUGCGACUCCGUCCCCGGGCGAACAAGACCAGCAAGGGGGAUGGCGAAGGUACGGCUCGAGAUACGGCGCGACCCGUCUGCAUUCGCUUACGAGAUAUCGGACUCGAAAGGUUCCAUUCCAUUCCGGACAAAUGGUUGGUGUCUGUCCAGAACGGCUUCGUCGCAUACGUCCUGGGAAUUUUUGGAGCCCGAUGUCUGCGAUCAUCUUGACGACGAGACCUUUCGUUUGACAAAUGGUUGGUGUCUGUCCAGAACGGCUUCGUCGCAUACGUCCUGGGAAUUUUUGGAGCCCGAUGUCUGCGAUCAUCUUGACGACGAGACCUUUCGUUUGGUACCUACUCUGUCAUUAAAAUCGAAUGCGGAAAGAAAUGGGGCCGAGCUUGUUCUCACUCUUUGGGCCAGUUUCACAAACGUCGGUUAACUGUUCACCAGGGUUCAGG
Molecule: messenger RNA, 470 nt
Organism: Vollenhovia emeryi
Lineage: Eukaryota; Metazoa; Arthropoda; Insecta; Hymenoptera; Formicidae
Exons: 3
Coding region: 71-451 (126 amino acids)
Source: RefSeq, a predicted model, not a curated record